Boeremia exigua is the source of this 1120-nucleotide messenger RNA. RefSeq lists its product as uncharacterized. The record is from RefSeq and is a predicted model, not a curated record. Lineage: Eukaryota; Fungi; Ascomycota; Dothideomycetes; Pleosporales; Didymellaceae. The transcript is spliced from 2 exons. Bases 446 to 1120 code for a protein of 224 amino acids.
CCCUUGAGGUUGGAGUGAAUAGGCGUAGAAUGCAUAAUUCUGCACCAGCGCAGUAUUACAUGCUGAUAGGCAAGAGCACGACAUCCGAAUGCGGUGGUGGUCCGGAAUGUGAGGUGAAGGAGAGAGCUGUCAAUGGUUCGGGCCGGCAGCGGGCCGCCGCUAGCGAGGUGACAAAACCGGACACCGUUCUAGACCUCUGAUACGACAGCGACGACAUGGGUAUUUCACGCGACCGCAACCGCUCAGCUGCAAUCGGUCUCGCGGAGCAAGCCACGAAACCUCCUGAACAUGGUGCCUGAGAUUGAUCGGCAAUAAAUGCUCGUAUCCUGCGGUCAUCCCGUGAUUGGAUCAACGAAGAUGAUGCUCAUGUUGGAUCUAUACAAUUUCUCAGUUGGUCUAUAUAAUCUUCAAGAUCUCAAGAUAAAUCCAGUAUCAUAGAUUCGAAAUGCCGCGCGGUUCCAUCAGCCAAGUCCUCAAAAUCGCCACCCUCCCCCCGGGGGUGACCAUGACCAUCACCGACGUCCGUUUCACAAUUCCGGAGGGCAAGAACUCAUGGUGGCCUACGUUUGCAGGCAUCACCAAGAACACACCCCUAACAACCCAGAGCGACGGCAAGCGCCCCUUCGAAGUCUCACCCACAAUCAACGACGGCCGCGUUGGCGAAGUCGGCCUGACGUCGCUGAGCGUGUUCGACUCCGGCCCGGGCCCGUCUGUGUGCAUCGACUUCACCCUCAGCGGGCCCUUCUUCGCCAACGCCACGACAAAGGAGCACAAGGGCACCAUCAACGUAUCCACGAGCGAGUGGGGCGGCUGGAUGUCGUGCUGGGGCAACGCCAGCGAGAUUGUUGUGGUGUACAACUUCCUCAAUUCGCCGGCCGUUACUCAGAUCGUCAAGAUCCCGACAUCGGGACACACGCUAGAGCUCAUGAUGGAGCUUGGGCUGGACGAGACGAAGACGAAGUUGGCGAUGAAAUGGGCGACCGAGACGAGCCUGGCGUUUAGUGCGGCGAACAUGCUGCUUGGGGGGGUGUAUGUUGUACAUGCGAAGACGUAUCAAUGGGCGUUUAGUGCGAUUGGAGGCUGGCCGGCUGUUUUGGGUGCUGCUGCAAAAGCCUUUUAA